Anguilla rostrata (American eel) is the source of this 1986-nucleotide messenger RNA. RefSeq names its product selenoprotein J (gene selenoj). The record is from RefSeq and is a predicted model, not a curated record. The transcript has 10 exons. NCBI's taxonomy places the organism in Eukaryota, Metazoa, Chordata, Actinopteri, Anguilliformes, Anguillidae.
AAUAGGUCCGAACAGCUUACUUGCCUACUAUUGAGUACACAAGAUGCAUACAAGUUGGUACAGCUUGUAUACUCAAUAGUAGGCAAGUAAGAGUGUUCCCAACCCAGUCUGUUUCAUAGCUUUCUGUUGAAGUCGGUGAAGCGGCGCUGCUGCAGGAAGGAGCCGUGAAUACGAGAUGGCCGUGGCUCUGUCCGUCGUCGACAGAGCUGUUGGAGCAAUUAUUGGUGCAGCUGUGGCUGACGCCGCAGCCCAACCGCUCCAUUGGAAUUACAACCUGGAUAAACUGAAAUCUAUCUUGGCACAAGAGCCGUGGCCAGAGUUCUUUCCUCAGUCGGAAAAUCCUUUCUACAGGAGGUACACUGGCCAGCAGAGUUGCUACGGUGACCAGGCAUAUGUGCUGCUUGAGUCAUUGUCUGAAUGCGAUGGUUUAAAUGUGGAGGAUCUGAAACAGCGGACAUACAAGGCCUUUGGCCCCGGAUCAGAAUACGAUACACCUGUCAAUGAUCCUUACAGAGAGAAAGGGGGUCCAAGACCUCAGCUUCCUAUCGAGGGACCAUGGAGACAUGCAAGUCUAAAGGGCUUCCUGAAAAAUGUGGAUGCCGGGAAAAAGGAAACAGGGUGCGAGGAUGAUCAGAUUGACGGCAUUGCAAAGCUGGCCCCGAUUGUGGCUCGUUAUGCCGGGAAGCCAGAACUGCUGGAAAAGGUGGAGGAUGCAAUCCGGGUGACCCAGGACAGCGACCUGUGCAUUGCAGAAACCCUGGCUGCAGCCAGGAUCCUGGAGCAUUACAUCAUGAACGGUCCUGAUCCGAGGGCACUGGAUGCCGUGCUGAAGCAGCUCGAUGACCCGAACAGAAAGAAGCCUCAGGAACUGGACCGAGCCGUUGCUGGACAUCUUCACCAGGUGAAAGAGAACUUACCCAAAACACCACAGGAGCUGAUACCUGCUGUGUUCACAAAUGCAUGAGGUUUGCCUGGUGCAUUCCAGGCAGCGCUGCACGGAGUCCUGACAGCGGGUGACUUUACCGAGGCUGUAAGAGACACCAUGCGCUGCGGAGGAUGCACCUGCAGCAGGAGCUCCUUCAUCGGGGCUUGUCUGGGGGCUCAGAUUGGGCUGCAGGGAAUUCCAAAUUCUUGGAAGAGCAAGACCCACAAAUACCAGUCUUUUCUUGAACUUGCAAAAAAUGUCACCAAAUCACACCAAGCUUAAGUAUAGUACCCUUAUACAUAGCAUAUCGCAGUUGUAGUUUAGGGCAGUGUUGUAAAAUCCAAUCAUGGGCGUCAAUAAGAAAAGACCCUCAGACCCCACGUAUGUCAUAUCGUUUACAUAUUGUCUUUCAGAAUGGUGCUGUUGAGCUUUGACAAAACAUUUAAUGAAUGGUUCAGCUUAAAUAUUUUAAGGUUGGACCCAGAUGUCUCUUGUUCUGUUAAAUAUCAGCAUGUACCCACUGAAGAUAUGUGAACUUUGACAAUAAAGCAGUGGUCUUAUAUACGUAACAUGUCUCAAAUAUUGUCAGAUCAUAGCAAACAGGACCAAAAUGUUGCAGAACAUUUUGCAGCUUGAACACAUCCCUGGGCAUAUGUACAUAAAUAACUGCAGUAGUUGUAGUAGUUAGUAGUUAGGUAGCACCAGCUAGUUGUAGUGUUACUAGCUAUGGUCACUCACACCCACAAAGACAUUUCUCUAACUUGCCACAAGUUCUCCUCAUUUUCAUGCUGCUCACUAUUAAUUCUCCUCCUUGACUGUUCCCAGUCUCUUGGAUGCCAACCAGGCUCAAAAUCAUAUGACUGUAGGUCCUUCAUUGUAUAUUUAACCUUGUCUCCACUGUGGAAUGUACUGUCUAAUUUUAAGCUGCGCUGUUGCUAUCUCACUCUACGUCACUUCCAGGUUUUCACUUUAGUCAAGCUUUUGAGAUGACCAUGACUAAUGAUGUUUAAAAAAUCAAAGUGCCAUGGUAAUUAUUGGCUUAAAUAAAUACAUGUAUGCAA